UGGAGGCUGCCCGGUGUCUCUGUGGCAGAGGCUUGUGGUGCCUUUCAGUGUGUCUGUGAGUGCCCGCCCCUGAGCCAUACAGAGGUCCAGCGGCGGCAGCGGGGAGACACAGCCUGGCAGCAUGGGCACCGGCAGCCUGGAUGGACGGACUGUGUGACUGCUAGUGGAUUACUUACUUUCCCUGCUCUGGACUGCCCGGGAGUUGGGAUGUGCUGCUGUGGACUGUGAGGAGGAGGAGGAGGAGAUGCUGUGGAAGGACCGCGCCAGAUCCAUGUGUCCCUCUGCAUCCCCCCACUGCACACACUGAGCGCCCCUGGAUUACCUCUACAGCGCAGGAUGGUGUGGAGAGCAUGAGCAGGCUGUGAAAAUACUGCACUGAAACACAAGAGUGGCUAGACACCUAUUGGCUUUGAGAGCGGGUGAAAUCAAGCCUUCCUAAGCAUGCAGGUGCCAAGCUGUCAGAUGAUGAACUUUGCCAGGCCAGUGCUGGUACUUCUGUGCUUCCUACUCCAUGCUGAUGCUGAAACUCCACCAAGGUUUACAAGAAGCCCUGUUGAUCAAACAGGAGUAUCAGGGGGAGUUGCGUCGUUUAUUUGUCAAGCGACCGGAGACCCCCGACCGAAAAUAGUUUGGAAUAAAAAGGGAAAGAAAGUCAGCAACCAGAGAUUUGAGGUUAUAGAAUUUGAUGAUGGAUCUGGUUCCGUCCUAAGAAUACAACCUUUACGAACACCAAGAGAUGAGGCAAUAUAUGAAUGUGUUGCAUCCAACAGUGUUGGAGAAGUUAGUGUGACCACCAGGCUCAUCGUAUUACGUGAGGAUCAAAUUCCCCGUGGUUUUCCUACUAUUGAUAUGGGCCCCCAAUUGAAAGUGGUGGAGCGCACACGAACAGCCACCAUGUUAUGUGCAGCCAGUGGAAACCCAGACCCUGAAAUAAGUUGGUUUAAAGACUACCUACCUGUUGAUACAAGCAACAGUAAUGGACGCAUAAAGCAGCUACGAUCAGGUGCACUACAAAUUGAGCAGAGUGAAGAAGCUGACCAGGGAAAAUAUGAGUGUGUUGCAACCAACAGUGCUGGGACACGGUAUUCGGCUCCGGCAAAUCUAUAUGUAAGAGAGCUGCGAGAAGUUCGGUUCGGAAAUGCUCCCAGGUUUUCUAUCCCUCCCACAAAUCAUGAGAUCAUGCCUGGAGGAAGUGUCAAUAUUACUUGCGUUGCUGUCGGGUCAAUGCCCUAUGUGAAAUGGAUGUUGGGUGCUGAAGAUUUGACUCCAGAGGAUGAUAUGCCAAUUGAGAAUGUACUGGAGCUUACAGAUGUCAGGCAGUCGGCUAAUUAUACAUGUGUUGCAAUGUCUACUCUUGGUGUUAUAGAAGCAAUAGCACAGAUAACUGUUAAAGCCUUACCAAGGCCUCCUGGAACUCCUGUGGUGACAGAAAGCACUGCUACAAGUAUCACGCUAACCUGGGAUUCUGGAAAUCCUGAGCCUGUAACAUAUUAUAUAAUCCAGCACAAACCGAAGAGUUCUGAAGAACAGUAUAAAGAAAUUGAUGGUGUAGCUACAACACGGUAUAGUGUUGCUGGCCUUAGUCCUUAUUCGGAGUACGAAUUCAGAGUGGUUGCUGUAAACAACAUAGGACGUGGCCCACCCAGUGAGGCAGUUACCACAAGGACUUCAGAACAAGCCCCAUCUAGUGCUCCUCGAAAUGUGCAGGCACGAAUGCUGAGCUCAACCACUAUAUUGGUUCAAUGGGAAGAACCUGAGGAACCCAAUGGACAAAUACAGGGCUAUAGAGUUUAUUAUACUAUGGACCCAACCCAACAUAUUAAUAGUUGGACAAAAUAUAAUGUAGCCGAUAGUCAUACCACUAUAGGAAACUUGGUGCCUCAAAAAACGUACUCGGUGAAGGUCUUAGCCUUUACUUCAGUUGGGGAUGGACCAUUAUCUAAUGAAAUUCAAGUCAUCACACAGACAGGAGUUCCCAGUCAACCACUAAACUUCAAAGCAGAAGCAGAGUCAGAAACAAGUAUACUACUGUCCUGGACUCCGCCACGUUCUGACACAAUAUCCCGCUACAGGCUGUAUUAUAAAGAAGGGGAUCAUGCAGAGAGGUAAAUUCAGUCUGUCAACAUUGAUCCAGCUACAUCAUUUCGACUGCAAAGCCUGAAGCCAAACACUUUGUAUUACUUCCGAUUAGCUGCUGAGGCUUUACUAGGCCUUUGUGCUUCAACAACCGAAAUCUCAGCCAAAACCCUACAGUUCAAGUAGCCAUCAGCUCCUCCACAAGACAUACGAUGUAAAAGCCAAAGCUCUACCAGCAUCUUGGUAAGUUGGCCCCUCCCACCACCAGAGGACAAACAGAAUGGAGCUAUCACAUCAUAUUCCAUCCAUUAUUCUGCCCUUGAUGAGAAGAUAACAAGCCCCAUGAAAUUGGCAGGCAUUUCCUCAGACACUAGGCAAUACCUUUUGGAACAACUGGAAAAAUGGACUCAAUACCAUAUCUCUAUGAUUGCUUACACUGAUGUUGGACGCCCUGAAAGUUCUUCAAUAUUGGUUCGGACAGAUGAAGAUGUUCCUAGUGGUCCUCCUCGCAAAGUCGAGGUAGAGGCUGUGAACUCGACAUCUGUUAAAGUGUUCUGGCGCUCAUCUGUGUCUAACAAGCAACAUGGCCAAAUACGGAUAUCAUUGCAUUAUGUGAGGAUGGAAAAUGGAGAAUCCAAAGGCCCGCCAUGCUCAAGGGACGUUAUGCUGGCUGAUGCACAGUGGGAAUAUGAUGAUACUGCUGAACAUGAAAUGAUCAUCUCUGGACUGCAGCCUGAAACAGCAUAUGCCAUCACUGUGACAGCUUACACCACAAAAGGGGAUGGUGCUCGGAGCAAGCCGAAAGUUGUGACAACAAGUGGUGCAGUUCCAGGUAGACCUCGACUUGUUAUCAACCACACUCAGAUGAACACUGCUCUUGUUCAGUGGUAUCCACCUGUAGAAACCUUUGGCCCGAUCAUGGGUUAUCGUCUAAAGUAUGGUCGCAAAGAUAUAGACAUUCUUACCACUCUAGAGUUCUUAGAAAAAGAAGACCACUUUACUGCCAAAGAAAUCCACAAAGGAGCCUCCUAUGUAUUUAAAUUAUCAGCCAGAAAUAAAGUGGGCUUUGGAGAAGAAAACAUCCAAGAAAUCACUAUUCCAGAGGAGAUACCAACUGGAUUCCCUCAAAAUCUUCACUGUGAUAGCAUGUCAUCAACAUCAGUGCAAAUAACUUGGCAACCUCCAAUCCUAGCAGAAAGAAAUGGUGUCAUCAUGAAAUACACCCUCCUGUACAGGGAUAUCAACAAUCCAUAUAAUCCAUUUGAAGUUCCUAUUGUUCCUGCUGACACAACCGUGACUCUCACUGCAUUAAAACCUGAUACCUUUUAUGAUGUUAAAAUACGUGCUCAUACCAGCAAGGGUCCUGGUCCUUUUAGUCCAAGUGUCCAAUUCAGGACGCUGCCAGUAGAUCAAGCAGUGUUUGCAAAAAAUUUUCACGUAAAAGCUGUGAUGAAGACAUCGGUAUUGCUGUCAUGGGAGAUUCCAGAAAAUUACAACUCUGCAUUGCCUUUUAAAAUUCUGUAUGAUGACGGGAAGAAGGCUGCUGAAGUUGAUGGUCGGGCCACACAGAAGCUCAUUAUCAAUCUAAAACCUGAAACUCUAUACUCCUUUGUCCUGACUAAUAGAGGAAAUAGUGCAGGUGGACUGCAGCACAGGGUGGCAGCAAAAACUGCACCAGAUGUUCUCCGAACCAAGCCAGUUUUUAUUGGGAAAACCAAUUCAGAUGGCAUGAUAACUGUGGAGUUGCCUGAAGUUCCUGCCAAUGAAAAAAUAAAAGGCUAUUACAUUGUCAUUGUCCCUUUGAAGAAGUCACGUGGAAAGUUUAUUAAGCCCUGGGAGAGCCCAGAUGAGAUGGAAUUAGAUGAGCUUUUAAAGGAUAUUUCAAGGAAGCGAAGAAGUGUUCGGUUUAAGAGAGAAGUUGAAUCAAAACCUUACAUUGCAGCUCACUUUGAUGUUCUUCCAACGGAGUUUACCCUAGGAGAUCAGAAAAAUUAUGGUGGCUUUGAGAACAAGCAACUGCAGAAUGGACAAGAAUAUGUGUUCUUUGUUCUGGCAGUAAUAGAGCACACUGAACUGACAAUGUAUGCUACAAGCCCUUAUUCGGAUCCAGUAGUAUCAAUGGAGCUUGAUCCCCAACCAAUGACAGAUGAAGAAGAGGGCUUGAUUUGGGUUGUUGGACCAGUUCUAGCUGUAGUGUUCAUCAUCUGUAUUGUGAUAGCAAUCCUUCUGUAUAAAAGGAAGAGGACUGAAUCUGAUUCCAGAAAGAGUAGCUUACCCAACAAUAAAGAGAUCCCUUCACAUCAUCCCACUGAUCCUGUAGAACUCAGACGUCUUAAUUUUCAAACCCCAGGUUCAGGUGCCGCCGGUUACCCUGGUAACCCCCAUUCUUCAAGCAUGGCCAGCCACCCACCUAUUCCCAUUAUGGAGCUUGCGGAUCACAUUGAAAGGUUAAAAGCUAAUGACAACUUGAAGUUUUCUCAAGAAUAUGAGUCUAUUGACCCAGGGCAACAGUUCACAUGGGAGCACUCUAACUUGGAAGUUAAUAAACCAAAGAAUAGAUAUGCAAAUGUGAUUGCAUAUGAUCACUCACGUGUGCUGCUUUCAGCCAUUGAAGGCAUACCAGGAAGUGACUAUAUAAACUCCAAUUACAUUGAUGGUUACAGAAAGCAAAAUGCCUAUAUAGCAACACAAGGACCUCUUCCAGAAACCUUUGGAGAUUUUUGGAGAAUGAUGUGGGAACAACGUAGUGCCACCGUUGUAAUGAUGACCAAACUGGAAGAGAGGUCAAGGAUAAAAUGUGACCAGUACUGGCCAAGCAGAGGUACGGAAACAUAUGGCUUUAUCCAAGUGACUCUGCUGGACACAGUAGAACUUGCCACUUACUGUGUCAGGACCUUUGCUCUUUACAAGAAUGGAUCAAGUGAAAAGCGAGAAGUCAGACAGUUUCAAUUUACAGCAUGGCCGGAUCAUGGCGUUCCAGAACAUCCAACACCUUUUCUAGCAUUCUUGAGAAGGGUGAAAACAUGUAAUCCUCCAGAUGCGGGGCCAAUGGUGGUACACUGCAGUGCUGGAGUGGGCAGAACGGGCUGCUUCAUUGUAAUAGAUGCCAUGCUGGAGAGGAUACGGCAUGAAAAGACUGUAGAUAUUUAUGGUCAUGUGACGUUAAUGAGAGCGCAGAGGAAUUACAUGGUUCAAACAGAGGACCAGUAUAUCUUUAUCCAUGAUGCUCUGCUGGAGGCAGUGACAUGUGGAAAUACCGAAGUGCCAGCUAGAAACCUGUAUGCUUAUAUUCAAAAGCUGACACAGAUCGAGCCUGGAGAGAAUGUCACAGGGAUGGAGUUAGAAUUUAAGCGCCUCGCAAGCUCGAAGGCUCACACCUCACGGUUUAUCAGUGCCAAUCUUCCAUGUAAUAAAUUUAAAAACCGCCUUGUUAAUAUUAUGCCAUAUGAGUCCACAAGGGUAUGUCUACAGCCCAUCCGUGGUGUAGAGGGCUCUGACUAUAUCAACGCAAGUUUUAUUGAUGGAUAUAGACAGCAAAAAGCCUAUAUAGCAACUCAAGGUCCCUUGGCUGAGACAACAGAAGACUUCUGGAGGAUGCUAUGGGAACAUAACUCAACAAUUGUGGUUAUGCUAACAAAACUUAGAGAAAUGGGCAGAGAAAAAUGUCAUCAGUACUGGCCUGCCGAACGUUCUGCCAGAUAUCAAUACUUUGUAGUGGAUCCAAUGGCAGAAUAUAACAUGCCACAGUAUAUUCUACGAGAAUUUAAAGUAACAGAUGCUCGGGAUGGCCAAUCACGAACUGUCAGACAGUUUCAAUUUACUGACUGGCCAGAACAAGGGGUGCCAAAGUCUGGAGAAGGAUUCAUUGACUUCAUAGGACAAGUGCAUAAAACAAAAGAACAAUUUGGACAGGAUGGCCCGAUAUCUGUCCACUGCAGUGCUGGUGUUGGAAGAACUGGAGUAUUCAUUACAUUAAGUAUUGUUUUGGAAAGAAUGAGAUAUGAGGGUGUUGUAGAUAUCUUCCAGACUGUCAAAAUGUUGAGAACACAACGACCUGCAAUGGUACAGACAGAGGACCAGUAUCAGUUCUGUUACCGAGCGGGUCUGGAAUAUUUGGGCAGUUUUGAUCACUAUGCAACGUAGAAGUUUUGGCCCAUCCUGGAAAGUUCCUGCAGGCCCUUCCAAGAUCCAGAGAGCCUCUUCUGAGCCAUAAGGUGUGCUUUGGAAGUAUUUCUUAACUCCUAGCUAAAGACCAAUCACAGCAAUUGGAUAAUAAUAAAAAACAAACAAACAUAAAAACAUUUUUUUCUGGAUGGACCAAGAAUACACAGAUAAAUAUUCUAACCUAAGCAAAUUAUAUCAAUCCUGACUGGUGAGAAAUCUGAAGGAUUCAUUUCACCAACCAACAUGUCUCAAAGAAAAAGCUGGCAAUGAAGGAACAAUGUGAAAUCCACAAGGAACCAUUAUCUUUUCUGAGACUGCAUGAGUGUUCAAAAAUGAAUCUUAGGAGUACACAGCAGGAUGUUUAACAAAGCAUUGGGCUCCUAAGACAAAUGCAAUCUUUGCAGCGAUAUUGACCCUUCUCCAUUGAUGAUCACGAUAAUGCGUUAGUGAAACAAAUAAGUGGGAAGUGUCUAAAGAAAAUCAAAGUCAUUUAUUUAGUUUUUUAGUAUUGUAAAGAUACUGCUGACCUGUGCUUCAUUAUUAACUGUGUAAACUUUCUUUUCUUUUCCUUUUUUUUUUUUAACAAAACGUUUAUAAGGAAGUGAAUAAAACAUAAACAUAUUGCAUAACUGUUCAUUUUUCGAUCAAGAAUUGUAUUUUUUUUAAUGCGGUAGAACUGUUAUAUGUAAUAAUUCUCAUUAGAAAUAGACAUUGAAAGUUUUUGCACACAUUUGUGCAGCCCUGACAUUUAACCAUACCAUAAUUUUUAUCAUAUAUUUCAUUUACACUUUUUUGCCAUUUUUAAUAUAUAUAUAUAUAUAUAUAUUUUUUUUUUUUGCAUCAAAACAAGCUAUUUUUUCAUCUUGUUUAGAAUCAACAGGGAGUUGCAAAGUAUAAAGCUGCUGCAAUCAUAUAUUGAAGUAUAUAUAGAUAUAUAUACACACACAUCUAUCUGUUCUUCCAUGAUUUUCAUGAUUUUGAUCAAUGGGGAGAUAUUUAAGAACCAUGAGACCAUUUCAUCAACCGGAAGGCUUGCAUUUCCAGUGUGUAAUUUUUUUUUUUCUUUUAAUCAUAAAGAAAUGAGGAAUGCACAUCAGUGAUAUCCUAGGUUCACUUCCGAAUAUAUUUAUUCACAUUUCCAUGUGCUCACAUUCGUAUGUACUUCGUUCCGCCGCUCAAUAUUUUAAACUCUUUAGUGCAAUAAUGAACCAUCUUGUAUAUUAUACAGGAUAUGUGCAUGCAAGAAAUGUCAGUGUUUAUCAGAGCGAAACUAUUGUAUUAUACGAUGUAUGAACAGGUUUUCAAGCAAAUUGUACUCAGUCACUUAUUAUGCGUGGUAUACGAUUACAUGUGUCAUUUGUAAAAUAUGUAAAAAAAAAAAAACAUAAAUGCAAGAAAAAAAUAUCAAAUCAAGGGCAAAGCCAAAAAAAACCUAUCCUGCUUAAUGGAUAUAAUUUAGUUUCAUGGCAGUUUGUAAACGCUGCUUAGUUUAUGAUUUUUUUCCUUGCUUUUGCAUUUAGAGUGCCUUAUAUUUGAUGCUUUUGAGCAACAUUCUGUUUAACCAUUGCCAGUCUUUUUUCCCAUAAUAAUAUCAUUUCUAUAUGUUGAGAAAAAUAGAAUUGAAACUGCUUUUAUGCUAUAUGCAGUUAUUUUUUUACCCAGUAUCAUUAUGCAGGAGCUUAGUAUUAUUCCAAGCCCUUCUAUAUUAACAGAAGCAUAUUAUUUUAAGAGUAAACUGCCUAUACAUUUUAUAACCAUUGCCGAUUUAUGCAUCAGUGCACGGUGCAGGCGGCUGUCUUAUGGUCUCGAGCAGCAUGUGGAAUCACUUGUGGUAUUGCUAAAAACACAAUGUGCACAAGUAGUCAUACACAAGCUCAUGGUGAAAUUAUAGGCCGCAUUAAUAAUGGGUUUAUAUUGGUAAACAAUAGUAUCACUUCUUACCAAUGAAUCAGAAUACCCGUAAGCUUUGUUCCGCCCUCAAAAUGGUUACCUUUCUGUGUAACAGCAAUGUAUGGCCAUAAAUGGACAUCUGAACCGAAAAAUGCCAUUUGAACAGUACACUCUGGCACUUUAUUGAUGCCAAAUCAUGCCUACCUUACUUGCAAAUUUUGAUUUAAAAAAUGUAUUUUAUUUCCAUAAGACCAGACAUAUAAAUUAUUGUAAAUCAUACAAUAAACAGUAGAUGGGAAUGUCUUGAUUUCUGGACCUCUUAUCUGCACUGUAGUGAAUUUUUCACAUGUAUCUACGAUUUGUCUGGCAGCCAUUUUGAAAUUCAGACUCUGUGGAGGGUUGCGUCAUAGCACUUUUGUAUAACUAAUAAUAAUAAUAAUAAUAAUAAUAAAGGAAGGCUACCUCUGAUUAAAAAAAUAUUAAAACAACAUAAAAAGAAUGUGCUUUUCUUGGGGUAUCUGCUAUUUUCUCAUGUAGACAGUAUUCUUUAUACAUGAACUGUUCUAAACUUGUCUGUUGAGUAUUUGCAUUUAUGAACCAACGUGUUUAUCUCUGUUAUCAGACAUAUCAUAUUUUUCUAGACGCACAUUCUGCAACAGAUAUUUUCAAGCGUUGUAGUAUAAGUAAUUUUUUGCUUAUAUCCACUCAAAUAUAAUGUAGUUUCAGUUCCAAUCAAUGAUGUGCAUUCCACUUUCUGUUAUUAAUUGUACGUGGUACGUUAUUUAAAAAUCAUCUUUAUCUGCAAAAUACAUCAAAGGCAGAAAAUGCAUUAUUGGUACGGUGCUAUUAUUUACCUAUAUCGGUAUAGUUAUGUAUCAUUUUGUAAUUAGUUACAUUGACAAAAAACAUAAACAUAAUUUGUAUAGAACUUCAUAUUAGCACUGUAUUUUUGUCUUUUUUCCUUUUUCUUUUUUUCUGUCUUUGUGUUUUUUAAUGCACAAUACAGUACUACAGAAUUAUGACUUAAAGAUGGCCCUUUGGGGAGAAUUGCACUUU
This is a messenger RNA of Bufo bufo (common toad), 9186 nucleotides long. RefSeq names its product protein tyrosine phosphatase receptor type D (gene PTPRD). Lineage: Eukaryota; Metazoa; Chordata; Amphibia; Anura; Bufonidae. Gene Ontology annotation, molecular function: protein tyrosine phosphatase activity; protein binding. The record is from RefSeq and is a predicted model, not a curated record. Gene Ontology annotation, biological process: protein dephosphorylation.